GCCUUCCUGUGCUGCGUCUCUGUGGCAUCACUUCUACUACUCUUUCUUCCCAGAAAACAAUCGAAGCAGCGCCCUUCGCCGUCCACAGGUGAAGUGACGGCGGGGAGCGCUCGUGAGCGUGGCUGUGGGAGAGCCUCCCACGGGCAGGAGGGAUGAUCAACCUGAGCCUAACCCCGCCCCCCCGGCUCUCGUCGGGGAACUUAUCAGCGCCCGCUCUGAGGCGCUCCGCACACCGGACCGGCCACACACCAGCGUGUUCCUCCGCACACAGGCUCCCGAUGCUCGCAGACGCACCGCUGGCAGCCAGCGCUGACCUCCGUGGGCGUUAAAGUGUGCGCGUGCCGCGAUGGAUUUCUUCGAGCGCGGGUACCUGCACGCGCGGUCUCCUUACGACUACACCUUUAAUUUCUGGAACGACUACCUCGGCCUGUCCACGCUGGUGGCUAAUAAGAAGGUGAGCAGCCCGUCCUGCAGCCCGAACUCCAUCACGGAGUCUCUUAAAGCCACUCUGGGCCUGGAGGACGACUCCGCCGUCUGCUCCUGCGCCGUUGGCCACGGCCGCGAGCACGACGCGCACCUGGACUGCUGCUGCGCGCCCCCGGGCUCCCCGUUCUCCAUCUACGAGCUGAAGGAGCGCCUCUCGCUGCUGCCGCCGGGGGACGGGGACGCGCCGUUCAGGGGCGGCUUCGACCUGCUCUCCAUGGAGCGCAGGCGCAAACAGACUCCGAGGGCGAAGCCCGAGCCCAAGGUGUGCGUCUUCUGUCGGAAUAACGGCGCCCCGGAGGAGGUGUACGGCACGCACAUCCUGAAGACGGCCGACGGCCGCGUGCUGUGCCCCAUCCUCCGCGCCUACACCUGCCCGCUGUGCAGCGCCAACGGCGACAACGCGCACACCAUCAAGUACUGCCCGCUGUCCAGGGAGCAGCCGAGCCGCGGAGCGGCCAAGGGGGGCAGGGCGGCGGGCAAGAGGCUGCGGGUCUUCUAGCGAGUCUGGACCGGGGUUUGGAGACAGACUAGAGGUGUCUACUGCUUUUUUCUCACGUCUUGUGACUCCGUGGGCCCAGUUUACACACGGACGCAUUACGCACGAUAUCCAUCCAAAAACCAACCAAAGUACGAGUCGAGCUGUAAAUGAACACCUUCAGAAGCGCGUGCUGUGACACGCCAGCAGAAAUGAAUAUGCAGCACUCCUCAUAUGAAUGUUUGUCCCCACAUCAGCGGCCGUGGAGUCUGAGGCCACGUAAGAUGCAACACAUACUUCUUUAUAUCGAGCACAUUUUCCCGAGAUGCGUUUUCUACCAAAGGAACUCACUUUUGUAUUUAGCCUAACGGUGGUUUCUGUACUGUUUAUAUGUGGAUGUCUUCUAUUCUUUAUGUGCUUUAUUGUGAAUAGUAUAUUUCAGGAUUCAGCUGAAUGUAAAGGUGGCAGCUCAGCCACAAACACAAUGUCCAGUAGGUUUGGUUCCCUUCAAAUGUGGAUCUGCAAAGGGCGACGGAUUUAAACAUUUAAAGCCUGAUAUCCCAAAGUCUUUAUCUGUCAAUGAAAGGUUUUAAGUUCCUGUUUCUACCGUAUGUAUCAUUGGGAAAUACUGUAUAUUCACUGUAAAUGACUUCUGAAUAAACAUGUAAUUUGCAUUUUCCUUA
This is a messenger RNA of Betta splendens (Siamese fighting fish), 1644 nucleotides long. Its product is annotated as nanos homolog 1-like. Gene Ontology annotation, biological process: oogenesis; negative regulation of translation. The transcript has a single exon. The record is from RefSeq and is a predicted model, not a curated record. Gene Ontology annotation, cellular component: perinuclear region of cytoplasm. Gene Ontology annotation, molecular function: zinc ion binding; mRNA binding. NCBI's taxonomy places the organism in Eukaryota, Metazoa, Chordata, Actinopteri, Anabantiformes, Osphronemidae. Bases 347 to 985 code for a protein of 212 amino acids.